CGGCGGUGGGGCGACAGGGAGCCCAGCCCCGCUGACCGUCGGGAGGAACCGCGCCCACAGCCCCGCCACCCCGCCGCGAGCGAAUUUGGGUCUCGUGCGCCUUUUCCUUCCCCGAGCGCUGGACACAACCUCCGAGCACAGGUGCCCGCGAGGACUGGACAUGGACCCAUCGGGGGCAAGGGCGUGAUGUCGGCCCAGGAGCUUGUGGCCAGCCUCUGCCGCGAGGGGGACCAGCACCUGGCCCUGGGGGAGCCCCCACUGGCCACCGCCUUCUACCUGGCCGCCUUCAGCUGCCACGCCCCCUCGGCCGUGCGGAGCGUCCGAGCUGCCCUGGCCACGGCUCGGGGGGCACCCGUGCUGGCCACCCUGGAGGCCUGGUGCCGCGGUGACAGUCAGAUCCCGGCCAUCCACUGGGACGGCAUGGCGGUGGUCUCCCUGACCGGGACCCUGGCCUCUGCCUUCCUGGCCACCCUCUGCCCGGACCACCCGGCCGCGGUCCUGCACUCCUUGGCCGGCCUGCUGGCGCACGGGCACCACGGGGAAGUCGUGCGGCGGUGUGGCGCCCUGCUAGACGCUCACACCCAGCAAAGCCUGGAGCUGCGGCUGACGCGCGCCCUAGCCUGGGUCCUGUCCGGGGCGCAGGUGGACGCUGGCCUGGCCGACUACGUCCAGGCCUUCACCUCGAGCGCCGACAGGACUGUGGCGUUUGUGCGCACCCACCAGCAGCCUUACCUCCCCAUGCUUGUCAGCAGCCUCCAGGACCACAUCUCAAGGAGCCAGCAGGCUGGGCACAGCAGCUGCCAGCAGGAGACCGACCCCCACAGACUCCUGGCAGCCCUGGACCCCGAAGGCACCUGGAGCGAUGCCCUAUCACCUGAAGCUCUGCUCCGCGGCGGCAGGUAUGAGGACUGCCGGGCGGCAUGUAGCCGGGCCCUUGAGUCUGACCCGACGGGCAGCAGACCCCAAGGUGAGCGUCUGGCCGCCCUGCUGGUCACCCGCGCGGCCGCGGCCUUCUUCCUGGACAGCGGGGUCCAGGACCUGCUUGGGGACCUGCACCAGGCCUUCCGUGAAAGCCCCUCAGGGGCGCGAAGGCAAUUCGAGGCUGUCCUCUCGACCGAGGACCGGGAGCGGGUGCGGGUGCAGGCACAGGAGGCCGCGGACAUGGGUUUUGCCCACUUCCAGGAGGCGGUACGGAGUCGCCCCGAGCUUCGGGAGGACUCAGGCCGCGAGCUGCUGGCCCCGGUGACCCGGGCGCUCCGAGUUCUGCUGCGUGUGGCACCGCCCAGGGAGCGGCCGGCACUGGGCGCCCGCCUGGCCGAGUGCCUGCUGUUGGCCGGGAACGCGGCGGGCGCUCAGGCGCUGUGCGAGCGCCUGCUGCGGCCCUCGAACCCCAGGGACCCUGCGAACGACCGCGCUCCGCUACUGGUGCUUCGCGGCUUCUGCGCGCUGCACGUCGGCGACGCCCUGCGCGCCCGGGAGGAUUUCCAGGCGGUGGUGGAGCAGGGGCCGCCGCACCCGAGCGGCUGUGUGCGCGCCCUGUGCGGACGCGGGCUGCUGCGAGUGCUGGCGGGCAGCGCGUUUCUGGGCGCGCUGGACUAUGUGACCGCCUGCCGUCUGCGGCCCGACGAGGCUCUGCUCGUCGCCAAGGCCUACGUGCCCUGGAACCAGCGGGGGCUGCUGCUGACGGUGCUGCGGGAGGAGGGCCGCAGGAUGCUACAGCGGAAGCCGGACCCGGGACCCAUGGGCGCGCAGGGCCGCCGGAGCAAGGCCUCGGAGAUGGACAGCCCUGCUGCACAGGAAGGGGACGCCCAAGGUGUGUACCAGCUGGCCAUGCUCCUGAUGGAGCUGGACGCAGAGGAUGAGGCUCCGCGCCUCCUGGUGGCAGACGCCCUGUACCGCCUGGGCCGCCUGGACGAGGCCCACAAGGUGCUGCUGGUGGCCCCGCCCCGCAGGCCCCAAGUGGCCCCUGUGCUGGUGCGGCUGGCCCUGCUGCAACUUCGAAGGGGCUUCUUCUACGACGCCAACCAGCUGGUGAAGAAGGUGGUCCAGUCCGGGGAUACGGCCUGUCUCCAGCCCACCCUGGAUGUCUUCCGCAACGAGGACCGGCAGCUGCUGCGGUGCCACUGCCAUACUCGGGCCCUGGCCAUCCUGCGGGCGCGGCAAGGCGGGGCCGAGGGCGAGGCCCACACCAGGGAAGCCAUCUCCUACCUCUCUCUGGCCAUCUUUGCUGCAGGGAGUCAGGCAAGUGAGUCGCUGCUCACGCGAGCCCGCUGCUAUGGGCUCCUGGGCCAGAAAAAGACUGCCAUGUUCGACUUCAACUCUGUGCUGCGGGCCGAGCCGGGGAACGUACAGGCGCUGUGUGGACGGGCACUGCUGCGCCUGGCCCUGGACCAGCAGGAGGAGGCCGUGGACGACAUCUUCUCAGCCCUGAAGCUCGACUCACACGCUGCGGUCCCUGAGAUCCGCUCUCUGAAGCCAGAGGCCCAGGCCCUCAUCACACAGGGUCUGUCCUCCCGCUGCCGGGCCCUCCUGAGCCAGCUGCCAGACACCGGGGCCCCCCUCAGCGACGGCGACUUCCAGGGCCUCCUUGCUGCGGGGGAGGCGCUGAUCCAAAUCGAUGCCCGGCAGCUGAGCUGGCACAUCCUCCUGGCAGAUGUGCUCAUUGCCAUGGGCCGCUAUGAGGAGGCUGGCGCCCGCCUGCAAAAAAUCCUGCACCCCACACCACCGUCAGAGGCAGUCCAGGCCAGGCGGGGCCUGCUCAGGCUCAAGAAGGGAGAUGUGCCAGCCGCGGCGCGGGACCUGCAGUGCCUGGCAGAGACGGAUACCAGGGACCUCAGCUUCCUGCUGCGUCCCCUGGAGACCUCGGAGCGGCAGAGCCUCGCCCAGACAGCAGCCCAGGAAGCCAGCACCCUCCUGAACUCAGGGCAGCCCUGCCAGGCACUGGGCUACUGCUCACUGGCCGUCCUGGCUAGUGGUGGCAGGACCCGUCACCUGCGCCUGAGGGUCACGUGCCUGACCGAGCUGCAGGAGUUUGGCCGGGCACUUGGGGACCUGGACCGCGUGCUCCAGGAGGGUACAGGGGACUGUGACGUCCGGAUGAGGGCUGAGGACUUGUGCUCCAGGGGCCGCCUUCUCCUAAGCCUGGGGGAUGAGGCCAGGGCCGCACGGUCCUUCGCACAGGCCCUCAAGCUGUCACCCACCCCAGCCCAGAGCAGCCUGUGGGAGCGGCCAGGCCGGGGCCCCACCACCUGCGUGUUCCUGUGUCAUGGGCAGCGCUGCCUGGAGGAGCAGCGCUACACAGAGGCCUGGACGGCAGCAGAGAGCGGCCUCCUCGUGGACCCCGAGCACAGCGGCCUGAAGAGGCUGAAGGCAAGAAUCCGGAGGGAGGCAACCUCAGGCUGCCGGCUCCACUGACCCCACCCUCCCCAGGCCCAGUCACAGGGCCACCCUGUCAUUCUCAUCCGAUAUCCAGACCUCAAAUCAGGGAGGUGCUCACCCCACCCUCCCAGCCUGCCCAGGAAACCCUUCCCUGUGAGGUUUGACACCAGGCUCCUGCAGCACUCGGGGGCACCAAGCCCCCCAAGGACCGAACUCCUCAGCCAGGCCACCCAGCUGAGACCCAUGCUUUCAUCAAAUUCUCCUGGGGAGCCCAGUUCCGAAGCCCACCACCCACGGCCUUGGGGACCAUGCCAAACAGAAAGUGAUUGCUUUCUCUUUCUACCUGGAAACCCUGUGAAGUAGCCUCGUCCCGUUUGCGAAGCUGAGGUUGGAAAGUUCCAGCAAUUCGUACAGUCACAGUCAAGCUAGUGGGCUGUCGAGUAACACGCUUGGGGCGGGUUCCUCAGCAGAAGACAACCUGGGACCCUCCAGAGGGACUCACCCUCCCCAGCUCCCCAGGCAAAGUCUAUCCUGCCCCAUGCCCUCCCCUCCAGCCCCAGCCUGCCUCAGGGGACUGUCCCACAUCCACUGUCUGCAGGUACAUGUGACAGCUGACGGUUACCCCAACAUCACACCAUGGCACUCAAGUGGACAAAACUAGCAGGCCCCGGACAGCCUCUGUAGCAAAACGCUAAGGUGGGACAGACUGAUGGAACUCGAACUCUUAUCUGAGAAGAGAGGCUGCACCUGCUUUUCAC
Molecule: messenger RNA, 4136 nt
Organism: Rhinolophus ferrumequinum (greater horseshoe bat)
Lineage: Eukaryota; Metazoa; Chordata; Mammalia; Chiroptera; Rhinolophidae
Gene: TTC34
Product: tetratricopeptide repeat domain 34
Exons: 9
Coding region: 187-3414 (1075 amino acids)
Molecular function (GO): protein binding
Source: RefSeq, a predicted model, not a curated record